UCGAGUGGAGCUUAUUUUCAAAGGAUUUCCGAAAUGAAACACCAACAAGUUACAGUGGACUAUUGGACGAUGUUCAAGACAUCCGGAAUGUGUCUUUUACUGGCCGUUUGCGGAUUUGUACUUCUAAAAAUGGUGCAGACCAUUUUCUGGCUACCCGGACAUCUGAAGAAGAACCAGCAGCGCCUUGAGGAACUGGCCAAAAUCUACGCCAAGGAUAUAAGCGAGGAAGAGAGGGCCGAGAUCGAGAAACUGUUCAACAGCAAGGAGCCGGUGACUGAGGAACGCAUCAACCAGUUGCUCGACAAGCCAGAGACUUCAGAGCCCAAAAAGGAGCAAUAG
Messenger RNA from Drosophila teissieri, 339 nucleotides. RefSeq lists its product as uncharacterized. The record is from RefSeq and is a predicted model, not a curated record. The transcript is spliced from 2 exons. Lineage: Eukaryota; Metazoa; Arthropoda; Insecta; Diptera; Drosophilidae. The coding region runs from base 34 to 339 and encodes 101 amino acids.